Messenger RNA from Ylistrum balloti, 2925 nucleotides. RefSeq names its product pleckstrin homology domain-containing family G member 5-like. The record is from RefSeq and is a predicted model, not a curated record. Gene Ontology annotation, biological process: endothelial cell migration; Rho protein signal transduction. Lineage: Eukaryota; Metazoa; Mollusca; Bivalvia; Pectinida; Pectinidae. Gene Ontology annotation, molecular function: guanyl-nucleotide exchange factor activity. Gene Ontology annotation, cellular component: endocytic vesicle; axon; plasma membrane. The coding region runs from base 1 to 2925 and encodes 974 amino acids. The transcript is spliced from 18 exons.
AUGGAGAUUGUGGCAGCCAUUAAGGGGAUCAGUCUAAGGUUAGCAUUGACCCCAAUCCUUGAAAGGCGGGGCUUGGAUAUAAACAUCAUCAAUGUUUUUGUAGAGGCCUCCAAGACGCCCCUCCCAUUGGACUGUGAGUCUUUUCUUCUAGGAGGAAACACACUCAAUAUCAGAGAAAAGGAAGAUGGCCUGCUGGGUAACAAGUCCAUAAAUAGCCGACCUGGAAGUGGAAACAAAAGUCAGAGUUCAAAGGUCACCAAAAUCUCUGGGAUGAACAGACGAGAGUCCUUUUUUGGGCGCGCUCCCGCCAUAACGCUUGAACCGCCUCCGGUAAAACAGAGAAGAAAUUCUCUGUCCUUUCCAUUUUUUGCUCACCCAACUGCCAAGAGUUCAGGUGACGGUGCUGGGAAAGUUAUUGAAGAAAUGGGGAGUCUCCGAGGUAGAAGAGUAAUGAACCUCUCGAUUGACGAUAACCUUCCUAUUCCACCUGGACUUUCCGCUUCCAUUUCCCCGCAGGGAACAUUUGGCUACAGUGAGGGUAAAAAAGUCAAGGAAAGAUCCAAACUCACCAACCUGCUGAGUCCAAUGUCCAAGGAUCGGGAGAAACAAGAACAGUUGAGUGACCUGCUCAACACAUACAGUAUCAACAUCCCUCCCAUGCCUGAACUUUUGACAGUGGGAAAGCCAACCUUCAGUGAGGAAAUCUUUGAAAUUGAACCACAUUGGAGUUCUUUGGUGGAUAAUGCCUCAGCCUUGACAAAACGGCAGCAUGACCAACAGGAGGCAGUUUGGGAACUCUUACAGACCGAAGUCUACUAUAUACGAUCACUACGCGUCAUCACUGAUCUGUUCAUGUGCUGUCUCAUCAAUCUUCAAAGUGAACAAUUAUUGAACGAGAUUGAUACUGAACGUCUUUUCUCGAAUAUUGGAGAUAUCGCCUUCACAAACAGCUCUUUCUGGGAGAACUCCUUGUCCAAAGUAUUACAAUGUGCAAGACAGAGUCGUCUCCCCCUUAAUCCCUCGGACAUGAAGGAGGGCUUUAAACAGUUCCCAGAGCUGUUUAGUCCUUACACGAAAUACUUUUCCGAGCAGAAAGCUUGUGCUGACUACAUGAAAAGCCGAUAUAGUGAUAAUGAGUUAUUCAAAACUUUUGUGGUGUGGGCAGAGACCCAGAAACAGUGCAAUCGUCUGAAACUGACCGAUCUGUUGGUCAAGCCGAUGCAGAGGCUGACCAAGUAUUCCCUGCUGCUUCAGGCUGUGUUACGGAAGACGGAUGAUGAGAAACAGCGCAAAGAUGUCCUGGAGAUGAUUGCCAGUGUAGAUAGAUUUGUCUCACAUGUAAAUUCAUCACUACGACAGCGACACGAACAGGAGCGCCUCGCAACUAUAAUGACGAAAAUUGAGUCUUAUGAAGCAGUGGAGGCACCUAAUGACGAAAGUUUCAAGUAUUUACAGGAGUAUAAUAAUAACUUUGACCUGCGGGCCCCCAUGCCUGGUUGUGCUGGAGGUCAGACUCGCUCGCUUAUUAUGCAGUCAGUGCUUCGCCUCAAGGAUUCACAAUCACGGUUGGACGUUGAGUGUCUCCUAUUCACCGACCUCUUUCUUAUAUGCAAGCCUAGUAAAAGAAUGGAGAAGUAUAAAAUAAUCAAGGCUCCUAUGCGAGUCGACAGAAUAAUUACACAAGAACUCAAGGACAAAGGGAGUUUUCUGAUGAUUUACCUCAACGAGUACCAUGUACCUGUGUCAGCAUUCACCUUCCAUGGUGACCAGGCAGCCAUCAGAGUUUGGCUUGAACAUAUACGAAAAGCUCAGGCGCUUUAUCGAGACAUUCGUAACCCGACGCAAGGCUCAGACGGUUUCUCAUAUCUGUCUGGAGGGGAGCUGGUGGAAGAACAGGUUAUCAACGUAACUCCAAUAUCACCCCUCCCUAUGGAUCAGCCUGAUGUAGUGAUGUCACGCUCCGCCGGCAACGAGCCUGGACAGCAUUUCCUGUUUCCUAACAAUGCUGCAGGACAGUGUAGUCCUGGGCGAACGUCGCCCAUAAGUAAUGAACCACAGUCUCCUUCACCUUAUGUCAGUCAUCCUCGCCCUGCAAAGUCACAUAGUUACCAUGGUGGCGAAAAACAUCACAAACAUGUGCAAUCAUCGAAUUCUGUGUCAAGUUUUGGUGACAGUAUCCCAGAUGAUGAUAGACUAAAUAUUCCGCACUCGACGGGGUCAUCUGCGAAUAGCGACUCUUCUCUACCAGAUAUUGUUGACGAAAAUCAAAAAGUGAAACUUAGUCAACGAAGGUCAUCACGCAAUGGAAGUCGCUACAUCACAGCUGACAAUAUACAAGACUUGAAUAAAGAUGAUAAAGAUACUAGUAUUCAUAAACGUCUCUCAUGGAAUUAUGGCACUACGGACAAUGAUGAAAGACAAGGUGUUCUGAAAACCAAAACUCAAAGUUCAGACUCUCUCAGGAGUAUUCAUAGUUCCAGUGGUGUAAGUUCGACUGGAUCUCUUCACCUAAGUCCAGAAGACAUGGAAUAUAGUUCCAAUAAUCAUGGUGAUAUUUGUACAAUUCAUGAAUGUAGACAUGAUGAUUGUGAUAUUAAUGAAUUACAUCGAAAUUCAGAGACCAACGACAUAUCAACAUUGUUCCAGGCGAUGUCUACAAGCGAGAUCAACCAGGGUAUUGUUUCUGUAGAUUUGCCUUCAAUUGAUAAAAAACUCACACAUGCACAGCUGAUGAAAAUGAAGAAACAGCUCCUUCUAUCGUCAAAUGUCGAGGCCAGUGAAUGUGUGAUCAAAUUUACAUCGGAACCUACUUCAGCCUAUAGUGGAUUUUCUCUCAUAGCGGCUGGAAUGUGGAAACCUGUCUCUGAGUGGGACAUUCAGAUUGAAAACCUGGAAAUUUGUCCCCUAUGUGGGACAUCCACUUGA